Messenger RNA from Ostreobium quekettii, 636 nucleotides. The record is from the annotation of a GenBank genome assembly. NCBI's taxonomy places the organism in Eukaryota, Viridiplantae, Chlorophyta, Ulvophyceae, Bryopsidales, Ostreobiaceae.
AUGGCGUCCCCCUCCACCGUCUCACCCCUGGCCAAGUACAAGCUGGUGUUCCUUGGCGACCAGUCGGCGGGCAAGACCAGCAUCAUCACCAGAUUCAUGUAUGACAAGUUCGACAACACUUACCAGGCGACGAUCGGCAUUGACUUCCUCUCCAAGACGAUGUAUUUGGAGGACCGCACCGUGCGACUGCAGCUGUGGGACACGGCUGGCCAGGAGCGGUUUCGAAGCUUGAUCCCCAGUUACAUUCGCGACUCCUCCGUGGCCGUCAUCGUCUACGACGUCACGAACCGUCAAUCAUUCUUGAACACCACAAGAUGGAUUCAGGAAGUCAGGCAGGAGCGUGGACAUGACGUGAUCAUCGUCCUGGUUGGCAACAAAACUGAUCUGGUUGACAAGCGGCAAGUAUCGAUAGAGGAGGGGGAUGCCAAGUCCCGGGAGCUUGGUGUCAUGUUCGUGGAGACGAGUGCUAAGGCAGGCUUCAAUAUAAAGGCCCUGUUCCGGAAGAUUGCAGGAGCUUUGCCGGGAAUGGAAAAUGUAUCCACAGCCAAGCAAGAGGACCUUGUGGAUGUGAAGCUGACACCAUCUGCGGGAACAGGUGCAGCCGGCAGUGGGCAAGCUUCACAGUGCUCCUGCUGA